CUCUUCUGGCUGAUCUCUCAACAUGACCACCACGGAACCUACGGCGCGCAUCGACGAAGCGCACGAGCACUUCCAGCGUCGUCGUGACAUUGUGGAUCUCCAAAAGGAAGUAGACAGCACAGAAAAACUCCAAUACACUGAAGAAGAUCUCAAUGCAAUUCAGAUUCGCACUUAUCGAAUGGUCUCGGGCAAGGACAGCGAACCUACUUUUAAGCCCUGCUUCUUCAUGCCGUACAAGGGCGAGCUCAGUGAAGACCCUUACAAUGAGCAGCUUGAGCCAUCACGGUGGAAACGGCAGCAGUAUAGGAAGAAGUGCUUUUUGCACCCAUUCGAGUGGGUUCAGGAUAUGGCUCGGUAUUUCGAUGACUACAGCUCGGCUCAAUUCGUCGAGUUCGGGAAAGGAAAUUCACCCCUUGGCUCCAUAUUUCGGUAUGAAUUCCCGACCACCAUUCCAAGUCAAGGUCUCUACGUGAAAGAGGAUAUCACGCCGAGUUCUAUGAAUGGUAUGCUGUUUCUGCUUCCAGUCGUCAAGUUCCGAUACGCUUCCCACAGUUUGUAA
Messenger RNA from Aspergillus glaucus CBS 516.65, 559 nucleotides. RefSeq lists its product as uncharacterized. The transcript has 2 exons. The record is from RefSeq and is a predicted model, not a curated record. The coding region runs from base 23 to 559 and encodes 178 amino acids. Lineage: Eukaryota; Fungi; Ascomycota; Eurotiomycetes; Eurotiales; Aspergillaceae.